AGGCGCGGCUCGAGCGGUGCUUGAGCCAAGCGGCUGUAGACCAAAAGGUUCGACGGUCGUGACCGCUCGCGUCCAGGGCCGGCUCCUGCAGGGGGGGGCACGCGCCGGCGGCGGCCGCCUCCGCAUCCCAGCCGCGGGGGGGGGCGGGGGAGCGGGCGGGGGCUGCGAUGGCCGAGAGCGCGGCCGCCGCGGCGGUGGACCUCGGCCACGCGCUGGACUUUGAGGGACCGCCUGUCUACUACAACAAGGCCGACUACAUUCAGACCGCUUCUGGCAACAAGGUCAGCCGCCAGUCCAUCCUCUGCGGCUCACAGAACAUCUCUCUGGCCGGCAAGUCUAUCGUGAAGCCAGGGGUUGUGCUCCGCGGCGACCUCCAGCUCCUGCGCAUAGGCAAGUUUGUUAUCAUUGGCGAAGGCAGCGUGCUGAGGCCCUCCUACAAGAAGUACAAGGGCAACUUCAGCUUCUUCCCCAUGACGGUCGGUGACCACGUCACGAUCGGGGCGCGGAGCAUCAUUAGCGCAGCGCAGAUCGGCUCGUGCGUGAGCAUCGGGGAGGACUGCGUCAUCUCCAAGCGCUGCAUGGUUAAGGAGAACUCGGUGGUCCUCCCGGGCACGGUCCUGCCGCCCGACACGGUGGUGCCGCCCCUCACCGUCUUCGGCGGGCACCCGGGCCAGUACCUUGGAGACCUGCCGGAGUCCACCGCCGCGCUGCAGAAGCAGCAGGCGGCGUCCAUCUACAGGCGCUUCCAGGCCGACCCCACGGCGCGCAAGGCCCCCGCGGCCGCGGCCGCGAAGCCCCCCGCCGCGCGCCCCGCGCCGGCCGCGGAGGGCGCGGCCGCCUGACCGGCGCCCUGGAGGGGCGCGCCCCGCGCGAGCAUCGGGAGUGGGGGGGGAGGGGGAAACCAUGCGAGAUCGCCGCUUGUCGCCACUCCUCAGCUCACUGCCACCCCGUGGCCGCUGUGACCCCCGCCCUCGCUCCGUGCCGCGGCACCCUGCGCCGCGAGAAGGCGCCAGGGGUGCCGGGGGCCCGCGGCCUGCGCGCGCGCAGCGCCCCUCUCGCCAAGGCAGCGUGACUCUCGGCGGGGAAACGGUGCGCGCGCGCGGGGGGGGGCCCGCCCAGGCCCUGGCGCUGCUCGCCUGUCGGGCGUUGCGUCAUGGGCGGCGGUAAGUGGCAGCCACGCGCAGAAGGGGGCGCCGCCAACUGGCGCUGCUCGCCUGUCGGGCGUUGCGUCAUAGGUGGCG
Molecule: messenger RNA, 1241 nt
Organism: Prorocentrum cordatum
Lineage: Eukaryota; Dinophyceae; Prorocentrales; Prorocentraceae
Source: the annotation of a GenBank genome assembly